CCCAAAUACGAGUAUAAUUCAAAGAUUUCGAUCAACAUUAUAACUUCCAUGCACGUUCAUUAUUACUCGGUAUAUAUAAAAACCCCCCAAAUUAUUCAUUCGAUCAAAAAUUUCCCUACACAAACCCUGCCCCAAUUUUCAAUCCCAAAUUACAAAACCCUAAUUAGUUAAUCGCAAAAAAAUUGAAAAAUCAUGGACGAUACUUGUGCGGUGUGUGCUGAUACAUUAGAAUGGGUUGCCUACGGAAUCUGCGGACACAAAGAAGUUUGUUCGACUUGCGUUGUUCGUCUUCGUAUCAUCUGCGGCGAUAACUGCUGCUGCAUCUGCAAAACCGAGUCCAAAACCAUCUUUGUUACCAAGGCUUUAGGGGACUACACAAAUGUGAUAAGUGAUUUUUCGGUGUUCCCUUCUGAAGAUAAGGAAGGUCAAUCUGGAUCAUAUUGGUAUCAUGAAGAUACGCGGUCUUACUUUGAUAAUUUUGAACAAUAUAAGAUGGUCAAGGCCAUGUGUAAGCUUACUUGUAAUGCUUGUGAUAAUGUGGAGAGAGAGAAUACUGAUAAUAUUCGUCAGCUUAAGGAUCAUCUGUUUCACCAACAUAAAUUGUACAUGUGCAACUUGUGCUUGAAAGGAAGGAAGGUAUUUAUUUGUGAACAAAAGCUGUAUACCAAAGCACAAUUAGAGCGACACAAAAAUACAGGCGACUCUCAAGUUGAUGGAACCGAAAGCGAAAGAGGUGGCUUCAAGGGCCAUGUUUUCUGUAAAUUAUGCAGGUUAUGGUUUUAUGAAGAUAAUGAGCUUUAUAGGCAUAUGGAGACCGAACAUUACCACUGUUCUAUAUGCAAACGACGGAAUAUUGGCAACUAUGAAUAUUACAAGAAUUAUGAUGACCUAGAGAAUCAUUUUCGGGAAGCCCAUUUUUAUUGUGAAGAAGCUGAGUGUCUUGCUAAGAAGUUCAUCGUUUUUCCAUCUGAAGCUGAAAUGAAGUUACACAUAACUCAAGAGCAUGCGGGCCACAUGUCACGAGCAAGGCGUAAUGCUACUCUCCAGUUAUCCACCAACUUCACAUAUGGACAAACCAGUGAACAUGGUAAUAGACGUGGUAGACGACAGAAUGAUCUAUCUGAACCAGAGCUGUCUUCAGCAUCGGAACCCAGCCAUGAGACGGCUAAUGAUAGUGAUGUGAAUGACAUGCCACCAGAGGAAUCUGACUUCCCUCCACUUCCAACUGGUUCUUAUGCUAUUUCCCAAAAUCCCGAACUUUUAUGGAGCAACAAUCAGGCUUUGCCCGCAUUACCCCGUGUACAAACUAAUAAUAGCCUAAGAAGAAGAAAAAAAAGUAAUCAUAAUAACCAACCCGAAAGUUCAGUCUCUAGAUCUGAAUCCGCCUUCCCUCCACUUCCCACUUCCACAGGCCAUGAUACUAGUGUCCAAACGCCCGAAAGUUUACAGAAUAAUAGUCGGCCCCCAUCCACAUCAGCCCGUUUAAAAACUAAUCAUAAUAAUCAACCCUCACCCAGUUCAGUUUCUAGAGCUGAAUCCGCCUUCCCUCCGCUUUCCACCGGCUCUGAUGCUAUUACCCCAAAUCCCGAAAGUUUACUUAGUAACAAUCAGGUUCAGUCCACAUCAGUCCGAUUAAAAACUAAUCAUAAUAAUCAACCCUCACCCAGUUCAGUAUCUAGACCUGAAUCCGCCUUCCCUCCACUUUCAUCUGGCUCUGAUGCUAUUGCUCCAAAUCCCGAAAGUUUACCGAGUAACAAUCAGGUUUGGUCCACAUCAGUCCGUUUAAAAACUAAUCAUAAUAAUCAACCCUCACCCAGUUCAGUAUCUAGACCUGAAUCCGCCUUCCCUCCACUUUCAUCUGGUUCUGCUGCUAUUGCCCCAAAUCCCGAAAAUUUACCGAGUAACAAGUUGGUUUGGUCCACAUUAGGCCGUUUAAAAACUAAUCAUAAUAAUCAACCCUCGCCCAGUUCAGUUUCUAGAGCUGAAUCUGCCUUCCCUCCACUUUGCUCUGGGCCUGAUGCUAUUGCCCCAACUCCUGAAAGUUCACCGAGUAACAAUCAGGUUUGGUCCACAUUAGCCCGUUUAAAAACUAAUCGUAAUAAUCAACCCUCACCCAGCUCAGUUUCUAGAGCUGAAUCCGCCUUCCCUCCACUUUCCUCUGGGCCUGAUGCUAUUGCUCCAAAUCCCGAAAGUUUACUGUGUAACAAUCAGGCUUGGUCCACAUUAGCCCGUUUAAAUAAUUAUAAUAAUCAACCCUCUCCCAGUUCAGUUUCUGGACCUUCAAGCACUAGCAGAAUUAGCCAUUCAACGUCAGCCCUGAAUUUGGUUGAUACUAAUUCGGUGUCUGAUUUUCCACCAAUGCAAAGACAUAAUGUGCCUGCAAACGGACGUUCCACAGAAAGUGCGAAAGAUUUAUAUUCUAAAAACAAGCCAAUGGUAGAUAAAAUCCGCACAGAUCUAGAACUUGAUGAUUGGACAUUACCUGGUGGUCAAUUUGUUUUAAAACUGCCAAAGAGUGAUGACGAAAGCAGCAGCAGUUAUGGUGGAGUCAAGGAAGUUAGAAGCAAGCAGAAAGAGAAGAAAACGUCAAAGUUCACAAAGGCCCGUCUUGGUAAUGGAUCUAUGGUCUCACUCCUAGAUGAUCUUACUAAUACCUUUGAAUGGGAACACAGGCCAAGAUCCUAAUGAAGCUGUACCAGUAAAAAGUGUUUGGCUCAAUGGUGGAGGUCAUAGGAUAAUUGGGAAAGACGAAACUAGAGCCUACACCUUUGAGUAAGAGCAUAGCAACUCUAAGUAAGAGCAUGGGUAACGUACGUUUCGUGAAUCAGGUCUAGUCUUUUGGAAUAUGGAGAUAUAUGCAUGUGGUUCAUUUUAUGGUGGCUUGUUGCGUAGGCUGAAGUUGAAUAGAGAUUGGAACAGAAUUCUGGCCAUUUGUCCUCUAUAUUCUAUAAGCUUAUGUUUAGCUUUUUAGGGGAUAUAUAGUUCAUGGAUGUAGAUCCACUUCAGUUAUCCAACUUGAGGUGUAAAGUUAAGAUAAUUAUAAAUUUAACUAUGGGAUUAAAAUUGAAAGUCAAAAUUUAAUGAUUA
This is a messenger RNA of Erigeron canadensis, 3087 nucleotides long. Its product is annotated as E3 ubiquitin-protein ligase HEL2-like. The coding region runs from base 193 to 2685 and encodes 830 amino acids. Gene Ontology annotation, biological process: rescue of stalled cytosolic ribosome; protein ubiquitination. The record is from RefSeq and is a predicted model, not a curated record. The transcript has 7 exons. Lineage: Eukaryota; Viridiplantae; Streptophyta; Magnoliopsida; Asterales; Asteraceae. Gene Ontology annotation, molecular function: ubiquitin protein ligase activity; ribosome binding.